This is a messenger RNA of Diabrotica virgifera virgifera (western corn rootworm), 1361 nucleotides long. RefSeq names its product cuticle protein 19.8-like. The transcript has 5 exons. Lineage: Eukaryota; Metazoa; Arthropoda; Insecta; Coleoptera; Chrysomelidae. The record is from RefSeq and is a predicted model, not a curated record. The coding region runs from base 16 to 1242 and encodes 408 amino acids. Gene Ontology annotation, cellular component: extracellular matrix.
CUGCCAAAAGGCCUUAUGACCAUCUACACCGGCUGCCCCCACGCUCUAAAGCAACAAGACAUAAAGAUAGCUUUGGCACGCUGCGUCACGCCGACCUAUAUAAACAAAGCUACCAGAUCAUCCUGGACCACUUUGUGCAGAUCUUCAGCAGCAUCCUCGAAAAUGUCACACAAGGUUAUCGCAUUUGUUGCUUUCUUGGCCGUAGCCCAAGCCGGAGUUAUUUCUCCCGCUCUCCCGGUCCAAGUAGACAAAGAUUACGACUCCAACCCCCAAUACAUGUUCGCAUACAGUGUGAACGAUCCUUUUACGGGAGACAACAAAAACCAAGUGGAAGGCAGAGUAGGAGACCGAGUAGAAGGUCAAUAUUCCCUUGAUGAACCUGACGGCACCCGUCGCAUAGUAGACUACACUGCUGAUGAUGCCAACGGAUUCCAAGCUACAGUCAGAAAAACUCCACAAGUAAAAACCGCUCUUAUCACACCAGCCAUUCAGGUCAAGACAGCGGCAGUACCUGUUGUGUCCUCUGAGGUGUCCUUGUCUGGUGACUCAGUAAUAACAAAUUCUGCUUUACCAGUUGUCGAUGCUAAAGUAACCAACGUAGUAGCCCCUGCAGUUUCAUCUGUCUCCACAGCAGAGCAUCUAUCUUCUCUAGCCAAAGUAUCUUCCGUAUCGACUGUGCAGCACAUCGCCCCUGUAGCUAAAGUAGCUCACGUAGAAACUCCAGUUGCUCACGUAUCCUACGUUACUCCUUUGUCUGUAGCCCAUGUUGCUGAAGUAGCCAAAAUUCGCACCGUAGCCCCAGUUACAUUAACCAAGAUAAUUCCACAGACUAGGAUAACCGAACACUCCCAAAGCAUUGUACAUGGAGCAGCCCAACACUCCCAAAGCAUUGUACAUGGAGCUGCCCUCUCACCUUACACUACAAAUUGUAUUGAAGCUAAGGUAGCUCACGUAGAAACCCCAGUUGCCCACGUAUCUCAUGUAACUGCUUUACCCGUCGCCCAUGUCCCCGAAGUAGCCAAUGUUCGCACUGUAGUCCCGGCUACAUUAACGAAAAUAUUCCCAGAGACUAGAAUAACCGAACAUUCCCAAAGCACUGUACAUGGAGCUUCCCUCUCACAUCACAGACUAGCUACAUAUUCAGUUCCAGUUAGGCCUCAUUACACCUACUCAGUUCCAUACAGCUACGAUUUCGCUCCAACUUACUACAAUGCAUACCCAUACAGUUACUAUGAAUAUUAAAUAAUUCAAUUUUUUUAGAUUAACUAAAUAAUAGUGAGAUUCGUUUUUGAAUCAAUGUUCAAUAAUUUUGUUCUUUGUACAUUUGCCUAAAAUAAAUAACAAAUAAAUAAUUAGAUAAG